Molecule: messenger RNA, 1617 nt
Organism: Brassica oleracea var. oleracea
Lineage: Eukaryota; Viridiplantae; Streptophyta; Magnoliopsida; Brassicales; Brassicaceae
Exons: 1
Coding region: 318-1289 (323 amino acids)
Source: RefSeq, a predicted model, not a curated record
UACUUAAAUUCGGCUUGUAGCUCAAUUCAUAUGCAGUCUUCUUGGUACAACUGCACACACAGAAACACCCUAACUCAUCCCUUUCUCUCUCUCUCUUCACUUUUCUAAUUUUUCUUCUCUCUCUAAGAAAAAAAGAAUAAGAAAGAGAGAUAAAAAAGAAAAGCAAGAUUGGUUCUUCUUCUUCCUCUUCUCAGCAUUUUAUCUUCUUUUAAUUGUUCACACAAAAAAAAAACACUUUAUUGUUUCAAGAAGGAAACAAACCAAAAAAAAAAAACAACUUGGGAAAUUUUCAUUUUCUUUCCCCAGGAACAUUGAAGAUGAGAGAUUUGGUGUCAUGUUUCAGCGAAAACUCAAUAAACGUGACACAUCCAUUAUCAUUACCAUCUUCAUGUUCAAACUACAACACCAGUAACGCUUGUAUCCCUCCAUCUCUCAUACCAUCCAUACAAACCUCCAUCACAAGCAUCUACAGAAUCACUUUACCAUCCAAGCACCUCAUCAUCAAAGUCACAUGGUGCAACAAGAUCAACCCUUCGCACGGUCUCAGCAUCUCCGUUUCCUCCGCGGAUCAAAACCCUUCGACGUCUCUCAAACUCAACACUUCCUCUCGCUUCUUCCGCAAGAAGAAAGGAAACAAAUCCGUCGACUCUGAUCUCGGUAAAAUCGAGGUUUUAUGGGAUCUUUCUUCCGCUAAGUACGACUCGAACACGGGCCCUGAACCGAUCCAAGGCUUCUACGUCAUCGUCCUCGUGGAUGCUAGGUUAGCUCUCCUCCUCGGGGACUCCUCCGAAGAAACUUUAAAGAAAAAGGGUUUGGCGUUCGAUGGUUUCGACUCGGGAAAGUCUCUGAUCUCUCGGCAAGAAUACUUCUCCGGGAACACCUUUUACUCGACCAAAGCUAAGUUCGCUGAAUCGGGAGACUCGCACGAGAUCGUCAUCAGAUGCAGCGCGGAGAAAACAGAGGGUUUGAAACAGAGCAGUAGUACUCAUCGUUCCCCUGUUCUCUCUGUUUGUAUCGAUGAGAAGACGGUUACGAAAGUGAAGAGGCUUCAGUGGAAUUUCAGAGGGAAUCAGACGAUUUUCGUCGAUGGGUUGCUUGUGGAUCUCAUGUGGGAUGUUCAUGAUUGGUUCUUUUGUAAUCCAGAAGGCUGUGGAAAAGCUGUGUUCAUGUUUAGGACAAGGAAUGGUUUGGACAGUAGCAGGCUUUGGUUAGAAGAGAAGAAGAUGGUUCAGAAAGAUGAACAAGACAAGCUUGAUUUCUCUCUCCUCAUUUACGCCUGUAAGACUUAAAAACAAAAACAAAAAACUAUUUUUUUUUCCUUCUUUGUUUUGGGUUUGUUUUUUUCAAUAUUUGAGAGAUUUUUAUGGAUUUUUAUUCAUUUACAUUUUAUUCUUGAAAGGAGUAUAGAUUUUUCUUACAUUAUUCUUUUCUUGGAGUUGUGAUUUAAUAUUUGAGAGAUUCCACAAUGUGAAUUUCUUCUUAUACAUUGUAUGCUAUCAUUCUAAAUAUCAAGUUUUUUUUUUUUUGUUUUUUCUUCUUCUUAUAAACUCAAGAUCAUUGCUUAAUCUUGAAUCGAAAGCAAAUUGUUGGGAAAAUAUAUAUGAUCUCUAUGACUCU